UCCAAGUCUGCAGCAAAUGAAGAAGAAGAAGAAGAAGAAGAAAAAGAAGAAGACAAUUAUUCACGUUUUGUCGUCGACGAAAUCACGAACGUUUACGAAGGGCUCGCCAGUAUUAUGUCUGCAAGUGACGGGUCAGUAGACAAUACUACAGCAGACUCACCGAUUCAUCGCAGAAAAAGGCACAGCAUGGACUCCUCCAGAUCGCCGAGAAGCUCCAAACACCACCAUUCACGCUCAAGGUCACGUUCCAGGGACAGAAAAAGGAACAGGAAGCACAGGCGGAGUCGCAGCAGGAGCAAAGAGGGACGAAAGAGAGAGCUGGAGAAGCAGUCCAAAUCGCACAAGCAAGCAGAUGAGCAUCACGAGAGACUUUCGGCAGAGGACAGUGACGAGCGGUCGCGGCGUAAAGACAGGAAAUCUCCCAGGGGUCACAGCUCUUCCCGGUCACACUCACGAGAGAGGCGACAUCGCAGUAGGAGCCGAGAGAGGCGACGGACCUCGCGAUCACACAGCCGUGAGAGGAAGAGAAGAGCUCGAUCUCGGUCGCGUUCCAGGUCCAAACACCGAUACCGGAGCAGGAGCCGAAGCAGGGAGCGAAAGAAAAAGAGUGAAAAGGUACGCAAGAGGAGUCGAAGCGGGUCUCCCAAUCCACCUGUCUUCCGGGGCAGGAACACAGCCAUGGAUGCACAAGAAGCUCUUGCCAGAAGGUUAGAGCGAGCCAAGAAGCUCCAGGAGCAGAAGGAGAAGGAGUUGUUAGAAAAGCGUCAGCAAGAGGUCGUUGGAGCGACCUCACCAGUGGUUGCCGCAGCUACCCCAGCCGCCGUCACAGCUGUAGCCGCCUCGUCCAACCAUGCCCUCAACGUGGCUGCGCUGCUGGCAUCUGGCACACAGGUGACUCCGCAGAUUGCCAUGGCAGCGCAGAUGGCAGCUCUGCAGGCGAGGGCGCUGGCCGAGACGGGCGUGGCCGUGCCCAGCUACUACAACCCGUCCGCAGUUAACCCCUCCAAGUUUGCCGAGCAGGAGAAGAAGCGCAAGAAGCUGUGGCAGGGCAAGAAGGAUGGGGACAAGUCCCAGACGGCUGAGUUGUGGGAGAACCUCAAUUUUGGCAACAAGGACCAAAAUGUCAAAUUUCGCAAAUUAAUGGGCAUUAAGGCUGACGAGGAGGGGGAAGCGUCCAAACCGCUCAAUGAUGAGGGCCUAAAGACCCUCCAGAAACAGGAAGAGAUGUUCCGUAAUCUGGAUGUCCAGUACGAGAUGGCCCGCUCCCAGACACACACCCAGCGUGGCAUGGGCCUCGGAUUUUCCUCUGCGUUUUCUCGGGGAAUGGAUUCCAUCUAGGGGAUCUUUGUUGGACUUUGUUGUAACUUAUUCACCGAGACUAUGUAAAUAAGAAGUCCCAAACGUGUGUAGAACACUUAAAACAAUGAUCCAGGAUAGAUCCGUGGUAGUUUUUUUUUUUUUUGUUCUGUUUUUUUUUUUUUUUUAAUACAUGUGAAAGGUCUUUAAAGUUUUGAUGUUCGGAUUUUGGGUGAAAUUUCGAGAUGACCUAAACCUAAAAUGUACGAUAACCUUUACUUGUGAACUUCUCAAAACUUUUGAACACCUGUCCAACUUCUUUGUUUUAGUACUUUUUGUACAACCUUCUGUAGAAACCAUGAAAAUUCCCAAGGACGUCCACUUGUCUGACUUUCUGUGACUCCUUCAGUUUGUGGAGCUGUUGAAACCUGCUAACAAGACUUAAGAGGAUGUUCCCAGAGGCAAGUCUCCACUGAGCUUUGAGUGUCAUAUAUUUGUGUAUUUGAGUUUAACAUAUAACAAGGAGCUAAUUGGCAAGAUUCACUACUUCUUUGAUCCACAAUGACUUUCUGUGACUCCUCCAGUCUCUCUGAAGAUACCUUACCAAUAACACUGACACUCUUAAGCUUGGUGGUCACUUCCUGCUGCGUAUAUCUCGUUGGAAGCCUUGCCAACUUUUGUCAUAUGCAGGUCGUUCCACAGAGACUGGAGAAGUCACAGUAUACCGUAGUAGAAAUACAGGCAGUCGUCGGGUUGCAAACGAGUUCUGUUCCUAUGUUGGUAAUGUAACUCGAAUUUCGUUGUAAUUCUGAAUUUAAAUCAAAAUACAUGGUAUAAAAAACAAAUGCAUUGAAAUAAAUGGGGUGUUAUACUUACCAUUACUGCUGAGAGGUGGAUGGAGAAGAAGGGGUGGCUGCGCUUAGCUAUUGCAAAGGAAUCUGGUCUUCAAUCCAUAACGUAAUUAGCCUCUCCAUCUCAACAAGUGUCAAAGAACCUUGCUUUGUGGUCACUGCAUCUGACAUAGGAACAGAACCCUUCACAAGCACUAAAAUAUGGGCUUUGUCUUAAUUGUCACCACGGUCAACCGACUGAAGCCUAGCGCUUUACCAUUGUAUGUCUAUGUCUCUCGUUUCUCUGAUCUUUUUAUGAUCCUCAGCUUUGUUUCCAUGGUAAUGGAUUUUCUAAGAGACUAAGAUUUCUUCUUUGGGGCCAUAAUGUCUAAAAAGGAGGGGGAAAAAUGCAAAGAUGUUCCCGCUGCACAAACACGGACGAGCACUGUGCUCAUUAACUGGACAAAAUGGCGGGCAGGGGACUGGCGUGAAGUUCAAGCAUUUUAGGUCGAGACCGUUUUAACCUGAGGACUCCCUGUAAAUGCAACUGUUGUAAUUUUGCUGACAAUAAGUUGUGCAAAAGAAUAUUUUAAAAAGUUGUACAUCGAAAUGUUUACAGGUCAAAUUCAGUUUCCCUGUAAAGGUUACAGUGCACAUUUAGUUCAUCUGGAGAUUUUACCCAAGGUCCCAAUAUCUAGCUUUUUGACAGUAGUGUAUGAGUGUUUUGAAAUGGAUAUAAUGUGAACCAUGAUUAUAGGCUGAAUUGAAGAGCUGUUUAAAAAAACUUAAAAACAUUGUAGCCCAUAAAUGCUUAUUGAAUUUGUUUGCUUGUUGGGUUUGUAGUUUCAUUCAUUUAGUUUGGCCCCUGAUAGCAAAAAGGUCCUCUGCCCUGUUUUGCACUGUCACAAUGGAUUGAAGACAAACCGUGAGCGGAUGAGGCCUAAAUUCUAAUGUACCCCAAAUAAAUAAGUCAAAAUGUUUCGUUA
This is a messenger RNA of Syngnathoides biaculeatus (alligator pipefish), 3112 nucleotides long. It is a transcript of the gene rsrc2, whose product is annotated as arginine/serine-rich coiled-coil 2. NCBI's taxonomy places the organism in Eukaryota, Metazoa, Chordata, Actinopteri, Syngnathiformes, Syngnathidae. The transcript is spliced from 10 exons. The coding region runs from base 115 to 1338 and encodes 407 amino acids. The record is from RefSeq and is a predicted model, not a curated record.